AUGAUCCAAGCUGCCGUAUUUCCUAUUGGUCUGGUUUUGAUUAUUAUGACUGGUGCUGAGUUAUUUACAAGUAAUACUAUGAUAUUAAUGGUAUCAACAUUACAUAGACAAACAACAUUACUUAAUCUUAUCAUUUCAUGGGUAAUCUCGUACUGCGGAAAUCUUGCUGGCUGUUUGUUUUAUCAAGGCAUAUUUGUUUACUAUGCAGGUCUUCUCUCUAAUGAUCCUUAUCACUCAUUUACUGUUCACAUUGCCGAAGUAAAAGGUAAUACUCAAUGGCAUCAAAUGUUUCUAAGAGGUAUUGGAGGUAAUUGGCUGGUAUGCCUGGCAGUAUGGUUGGCCAUCAGUGGACGUGACUUACAUUCAAAAAUAAUUGGUAUUUUUCUACCUAUCUGGCUUUUUGUAGCUGUUGGAUAUGAACACUCUAUUGCUAAUAUGUUUACAGUUCAAAUGGGUAUGAUGCUUGGCGCUAAUUUGUCCAUUCCAAAAUAUAUUUUAUGCGUCAUGAUACCUGUUACACUUGGAAAUAUUAUUGGCGGAGCAUUUUUUGUUGGUUUUAUAUAUUGGUACCUUUACAUGUCGAAGAAAGCUGAUGCUGGUGCUAUGAAUGGUACUAUCUCAGCGAUUGGUGAUGAUGGUCAAGUAGUGCAUUAG
Molecule: messenger RNA, 654 nt
Organism: Rotaria sp. Silwood1
Lineage: Eukaryota; Metazoa; Rotifera; Eurotatoria; Philodinida; Philodinidae
Source: the annotation of a GenBank genome assembly